AUGUCUUCCACGAGAAACACCACCACUUAUCUGCCGCGCCUGAACAGUGUAAACACAGCCCACACCUUCGAUGACAUUCUCCCACCAGAGAGGAUGACGACGUGGGAAGACUUGGACGCCAAAAAGAAGGAAAAAUUGUCCCACAAGGUCAAAUCCAAGGUGGGGAGUACCGCAAAGUCCGCUUUAGCCAAGACCAAGGAGAAAUUGGCGGAGGGCAAGGCGAAAAAAGAAGCCAAGAAGGCGGAGAAGGAGGAGGGGCAGAAGACAAGGAUCGAUUCCGUAGUGGAUUAA
This is a messenger RNA of Alternaria arbusti, 291 nucleotides long. RefSeq lists its product as uncharacterized. The record is from RefSeq and is a predicted model, not a curated record. NCBI's taxonomy places the organism in Eukaryota, Fungi, Ascomycota, Dothideomycetes, Pleosporales, Pleosporaceae. The transcript has 2 exons. Bases 1 to 291 code for a protein of 96 amino acids.